CUGUGCUCAGCCUACAAGUUAAUAUUUUUAAAUAUACAAGUAUGGCCACCUUAAUCAAUAAGUGGAUUUGGGUUUCUUGUUAUAAAAACAAGCCCCAUUUUUUAAAAAUCAAGAACAAUUCCAGAACUUUAUAGUAUACACCCCCUUGAGAGGAGGGGUUGUGUUUUAUUCAUCAGUCAAUAGACACAAUUAGGUUAAGAAAACUUUUGAGAUCAGUUAUAAAAUAUUGUAACUCCAUUCGUUUUUCAUGUUUGUAUUACUGAUAGUGUCUUAGAUAUUUAACAAGCCUUAAUUAACUGCCUUUAAUGUGCCAUGGAUUAUGCUUGGUUCUGGGAAAUUCGGUUCUCCCCCUACCCAGACACACACACACACACACACACACACACACACACACACACACUCCUGAUCUAAAGCUCUUGGCCUAUCAAGAAAAGAUGGUUAGGUAUCUACGCAGUUGUGUAAUACAUUGUCACAGGUACUCUGUCAGAAGCUUGCAUUGGAAAGAGAAGGCGCAGGAGAAGAGAGUGGUUGGGGUUAUCUGGAGGUUGGAGAAGCUGUUCUCAAGGCUUUAUGACAGAAGUCAUCCUUGAGCGUAGUUUCAAAAGAUUAUAUUUUAAACCAAGUGAAUGACAUCUGAAAAACAUAGCUUUCUUAUAUUCACUUUAGGAUAUUAAUAGCCAAUCCUUUUCCUUAAGUAGCCUCUUGACUGGCUAAAUGUACCUCUUCACGUUCAGAGACACAUUCUAGAAUGUUACAGCUUUCUCAUUAUGCAUUGUAUCUGUUCCGUGUUGAAGUACCUGUAGGAAGAAAAUUAAGUACAGGUUUUGUGUGUGGGUUGAGAGCUGAUCCUAUCAAGGGUGUGUCAGAAACCAACCAGCAGAGUCCCCAAAUCAUUCGAGUCCCUGGCAUUCUUUUUUCAAGGCUUUCUUCAUUGUAACCGGUUCCUGAUGGUAAUUGGUUGAAUCAGAUUUAACAAUGCAUUCAGAUAAACAGUUGUGGCAGCUGCUGCCAUGGCAACGUCACCGUCCUUACCCUCCCAGUGCGCGCCCCUUCCCCACCCCUCCUCCUCCUCCUGCUUUCCUCCAGUAAGUGCAUACUCGCUAGUGGUCUGUACAGGCGGCACGGUUUGAUGGCAGAGAUAUUUUCUUUCCAAACUGUUCAAAAUGAUGAACGAAGAUGCAGCUCAGAAAAGCGACAGUGGAGAGAAGUUCAACGGCAGUAGUCAGAGGAGAAAAAGACCCAAGAAGUCUGACAGCAAUGCAAGCUUCCUCCGUGCUGCCAGAGCAGGCAACCUGGACAAAGUCGUGGAAUAUCUGAAGGGGGGCAUAGACAUCAAUACCUGCAAUCAGAAUGGACUCAACGCUCUCCAUCUGGCUGCCAAGGAAGGCCACGUGGGGCUGGUGCAGGAGCUGCUGGGAAGAGGGUCCUCUGUGGAUUCGGCCACUAAGAAGGGAAAUACCGCUCUUCACAUUGCAUCUUUGGCUGGACAAGCAGAAGUUGUCAAAGUUCUUGUUAAGGAAGGAGCCAAUAUUAAUGCACAGUCUCAGAAUGGCUUUACUCCUUUAUACAUGGCUGCCCAAGAGAAUCACAUUGAUGUUGUAAAAUAUUUGCUGGAAAAUGGAGCUAAUCAGAGCACUGCUACAGAGGAUGGCUUUACUCCUCUAGCUGUGGCACUCCAGCAAGGACACAACCAGGCGGUGGCCAUCCUCUUGGAGAAUGACACCAAAGGGAAAGUGAGGCUGCCAGCUCUGCAUAUUGCCGCUAGGAAAGACGACACCAAAUCUGCUGCACUCCUGCUUCAGAAUGACCACAAUGCUGACGUACAAUCCAAGAUGAUGGUGAAUAGGACAACUGAGAGUGGUUUUACCCCUUUGCACAUAGCUGCACAUUAUGGAAAUGUCAACGUGGCAACUCUUCUUCUAAACCGGGGAGCUGCUGUGGACUUCACAGCCAGGAAUGGAAUCACUCCUCUGCAUGUGGCUUCCAAAAGAGGAAAUACAAACAUGGUGAAGCUCUUACUGGAUCGAGGCGGUCAGAUCGAUGCCAAAACUAGGGAUGGGUUGACACCACUUCACUGUGCUGCACGAAGUGGGCAUGACCAAGUGGUGGAACUUCUGUUGGAACGGGGUGCUCCCUUGCUGGCAAGGACUAAGAAUGGGCUGUCUCCACUACACAUGGCUGCCCAGGGAGACCACGUGGAAUGUGUGAAGCACCUGUUACAGCACAAGGCGCCUGUUGAUGAUGUCACCCUAGACUACCUGACAGCCCUCCACGUUGCUGCACACUGUGGCCACUACCGUGUAACCAAACUCCUUUUGGACAAGAGAGCCAAUCCGAACGCCAGAGCCCUGAAUGGUUUUACUCCACUGCACAUUGCCUGCAAGAAAAACCGCAUCAAAGUCAUGGAACUGCUGGUGAAAUAUGGGGCUUCAAUCCAAGCUAUAACAGAGUCUGGCCUCACACCAAUACAUGUGGCUGCCUUCAUGGGCCACUUGAACAUUGUCCUCCUUCUGCUGCAGAACGGAGCCUCUCCAGAUGUCACUAACAUUCGUGGUGAGACGGCACUACACAUGGCAGCCCGAGCCGGGCAGGUGGAAGUGGUCCGAUGCCUCCUGAGAAAUGGUGCCCUUGUUGAUGCCAGAGCCAGGGAGGAACAGACACCUUUACAUAUUGCCUCCCGCCUGGGUAAGACAGAAAUUGUCCAGCUGCUUCUACAACAUAUGGCUCAUCCAGAUGCGGCCACUACAAAUGGGUACACGCCACUGCACAUCUCUGCCCGGGAGGGCCAGGUGGAUGUGGCAUCAGUCCUGUUGGAAGCAGGAGCAGCCCACUCCUUAGCUACCAAGAAGGGUUUUACUCCCCUGCAUGUAGCAGCCAAGUAUGGAAGCCUGGAUGUGGCAAAACUUCUCUUGCAACGCCGUGCUGCCGCAGAUUCUGCAGGGAAGAAUGGCCUUACCCCGCUCCAUGUUGCUGCUCAUUAUGACAACCAGAAGGUGGCGCUGCUGUUACUGGAGAAGGGUGCUUCCCCUCAUGCCACUGCCAAGAAUGGCUAUACUCCGUUACAUAUUGCUGCCAAGAAGAAUCAAAUGCAGAUAGCUUCCACACUCCUGAACUAUGGAGCAGAGACAAACAUUGUGACAAAGCAAGGAGUAACUCCACUCCAUCUGGCCUCGCAGGAGGGGCACACAGAUAUGGUUACCUUGCUUCUGGAUAAGGGAGCCAAUAUCCACAUGUCAACCAAGAGUGGACUCACAUCCUUACACCUUGCAGCCCAGGAAGAUAAAGUGAAUGUUGCUGAUAUUCUCACCAAGCACGGAGCUGAUCAGGAUGCUCAUACAAAGCUUGGUUACACACCUCUAAUUGUGGCCUGUCACUAUGGAAAUGUGAAAAUGGUCAACUUUCUUCUGAAGCAGGGAGCAAAUGUUAACGCAAAAACCAAGAACGGCUACACGCCUUUGCACCAGGCCGCGCAGCAGGGUCACACGCACAUCAUCAACGUCCUGCUCCAGCAUGGGGCCAAGCCCAACGCCACCACUGCGAAUGGCAACACUGCCUUGGCGAUUGCUAAGCGUCUGGGCUACAUCUCCGUGGUCGACACCCUGAAGGUUGUGACCGAGGAGGUCACCACCACCACCACAACUAUUACAGAAAAACACAAACUAAAUGUUCCUGAGACGAUGACUGAGGUUCUUGAUGUUUCUGAUGAAGAAGGUGAUGACACAAUGACUGGCGAUGGAGGAGAAUACCUUAGGCCUGAGGACCUAAAAGAACUGGGUGAUGACUCACUACCCAGCAGUCAGUUCCUGGAUGGUAUGAAUUACCUGCGAUACAGCUUGGAGGGAGGACGAUCUGACAGCACCAUGCCCAGCCUUCGAUCCUUCAGUUCCGACAGGUCUCACACUCUGAGCCAUGCCUCCUACCUGAGGGACAGUGCCGUGAUGGAUGACUCAGUUGUGAUUCCCAGUCACCAGGUGUCAACUCUAGCCAAGGAGGCAGAAAGGAAUUCUUAUCGCCUAAGCUGGGGCACUGAGAACUUAGACAACGUGGCGCUUUCUUCUAGUCCUAUUCAUUCAGGCCGCGCCUCUCCAUGUCUUGAACGUGACAACAGCAGUUUCCUGGUUAGUUUUAUGGUGGAUGCCCGAGGUGGUGCUAUGCGAGGAUGCAGACACAAUGGGCUCCGAAUCAUUAUUCCACCUCGGAAAUGUACUGCUCCAACGCGAGUCACCUGCCGACUGGUCAAGCGCCACAGACUGGCAACAAUGCCUCCAAUGGUGGAAGGAGAAGGCCUGGCCAGUCGCCUGAUCGAAGUUGGACCUUCUGGUGCUCAGUUCCUUGGUAAACUUCACCUGCCAACGGCUCCUCCCCCACUUAAUGAGGGAGAAAGUUUGGUCAGCCGCAUUCUUCAGCUGGGGCCUCCUGGAACCAAAUUCCUUGGGCCUGUGAUCGUGGAGAUCCCUCACUUUGCGGCCCUUCGAGGAAAGGAAAGGGAACUGGUGGUCCUGCGCAGUGAGAAUGGGGACAGCUGGAAAGAGCAUUUCUGUGACUACACUGAAGAUGAAUUGAAUGAAAUUCUUAACGGCAUGGAUGAAGUACUGGAUAGCCCAGAAGACCUAGAAAAGAAACGAAUCUGCCGCAUCAUCACCCGAGACUUCCCACAGUACUUUGCAGUGGUGUCUCGUAUCAAACAGGACAGCAAUCUGAUUGGCCCAGAAGGUGGUGUACUGAGCAGCACAGUGGUGCCCCAGGUGCAGGCCGUCUUCCCAGAGGGGGCACUCACCAAGCGGAUCCGUGUAGGCCUGCAGGCUCAACCUAUGCACAGUGAGCUGGUUAAGAAGAUCCUAGGCAACAAAGCUACCUUCAGCCCUAUAGUCACUUUGGAACCUAGAAGAAGAAAGUUCCACAAACCAAUUACCAUGACCAUUCCUGUCCCCAAAGCUUCAAGUGAUGUCAUGUUGAAUGGUUUUGGGGGAGAUGCACCAACCUUAAGAUUACUAUGCAGCAUAACAGGUGGAACCACCCCUGCUCAGUGGGAAGAUAUUACAGGAACUACGCCAUUAACAUUUGUCAAUGAAUGUGUUUCCUUUACAACAAACGUGUCUGCCAGGUUCUGGCUGAUAGAUUGUCGACAGAUCCAGGAAUCCGUUACUUUUGCAUCACAAGUAUAUAGAGAAAUUAUCUGCGUACCUUAUAUGGCCAAAUUUGUAGUGUUUGCCAAGUCACAUGACCCCAUUGAAGCCAGGUUGAGGUGUUUCUGCAUGACUGAUGAUAAAGUGGAUAAGACCCUUGAACAACAAGAAAAUUUUGCUGAGGUGGCCAGAAGCAGGGAUGUAGAGGUGUUAGAAGGAAAACCCAUCUACGUUGAUUGUUUUGGCAACUUGGUACCAUUAACUAAAAGUGGCCAGCAUCAUAUAUUCAGUUUUUUUGCCUUCAAAGAAAAUAGACUUCCUCUGUUUGUCAAGGUACGCGAUACGACUCAGGAACCUUGCGGACGACUAUCAUUUAUGAAGGAGCCAAAAUCCACAAGAGGCCUGGUGCAUCAAGCUAUUUGCAACUUAAACAUCACUUUGCCGAUUUAUACAAAGGAAUCAGAGUCAGAUCAAGAACAGGAGGAAGAGAUCGAUAUGACAUCAGAAAAAAAUGAUGAGACAGAAUCUACAGAAACAUCUGUCCUGAAAAGUCACCUGGUUAAUGAAGUUCCUGUCCUAGCAAGUCCGGACUUGCUCUCUGAAGUUUCUGAGAUGAAACAAGAUUUGAUCAAAAUGACCGCCAUCUUGACCACAGAUGUGUCUGAUAAGGCAGGUUCUAUUAAAGUGAAGGAGCUGGUGAAGGCUGCUGAGGAAGAGCCAGGAGAGCCUUUUGAAAUCGUUGAAAGAGUUAAAGAGGACUUAGAGAAAGUGAAUGAAAUCCUGAGAAGUGGAACCUGCACAAGAGAUGAAAGCAGUGUGCAGAGCUCUCGGUCUGAGAGAGGAUUAGUGGAAGAGGAAUGGGUUAUUGUCAGUGAUGAGGAAAUAGAAGAGGCUAGGCAAAAAGCACCUUUAGAAAUCACUGAAUAUCCAUGUGUAGAAGUUAGAAUAGAUAAAGAGAUGAAAGGAAAAGUAGAGAAAGACUCAACUGGGCUAGUGAACUACCUUACUGACGAUCUGAAUUCCUCUGUGCCUCUUCCCAAAGAGCAGCUACAGACAGUUCAAGAUAAGGCAGGGAAGAAAUGUGAGGCUCUGGCUGUUGGCAGGAGCUCUGAAAAGGAAGGGAAAGUCAUACCCCCAGAUGAGACACAGAGUACACAGAAACAGCACAAACCAAGCUUGGGAAUAAAGAAGCCAGUAAGAAGGAAAUUAAAAGAAAAGCAGAAACAAAAAGAGGAAGGUUUACAAGCUAGUGCAGAGAAAGCUGAAAUUAAAAAAGGUAGUUCAGAAGAGUCAUUAGAUGAAGACCCAGGUUUAGCCCCUGAACCCCUUCCCACUGUCAAGGCCACAUCUCCUUUGAUAGAAGAAACUCCCAUUGGUUCCAUAAAGGAUAAAGUAAAGGCCCUUCAGAAGCGAGUGGAAGAUGAACAGAAAGGUCGAAGCAAGUUGCCCAUCAGAGUCAAAGGCAAGGAGGACGUGCCAAAAAAGACCACCCACAGGACACCUCCAGCUGCGUCACCCUCUCUGAAGUCAGAGAGACAUGCGCCAGGGUCUCCCUCCUCUAAAACAGAAAGACACUCUGCUCUUUCCUCUUCUGCAAAAACUGAAAGGCACCCUCCAGUAUCACCAUCAAGUAAAACUGAGAAACACUCACCUGUGUCACCCUCUGCAAAAAUGGAAAGACAUUCACCUGUGUCAUCAUCGAGUAAAACUGAGAAACACUCACCUGUAUCACCCUCGACAAAAACUGAAAGGCACUCUCCUUUGUCAUCUACAAAAACAGAAAGACACCCACCUGUUUCGCCUUCAGGCAAAACAGACAAACGUCCACCUGUAUCGCCCUCCGGGAGAACAGAAAAACACCCGCCAGUAUCGCCUGGGAGAACAGAAAAACGCUUGCCUGUUUCACCCUCCGGAAGAACGGACAAGCACCAACCUGUAUCAACAGCUGGGAAAACUGAGAAGCACCUGCCUGUGUCACCUUCUGGCAAAACAGAAAAGCAACCACCUGUAUCCCCCACCUCAAAAACAGAGAGGAUCGAGGAAACCAUGUCUGUUCGGGAGCUGAUGAAGGCUUUCCAGUCAGGUCAGGACCCUUCUAAACAUAAAACUGGACUCUUUGAGCACAAAUCAGCAAAACAAAAGCAGCCACAAGAGAAAGGUAAAGUUCGGGUAGAAAAAGAAAAGGGGCCGAUACUAACCCAGAGAGAAACUCAGAAAACAGAGAAUCAGACAAUCAAACGAGGCCAGAGACUCCCAGUAACGGGCACGGCAGAAUCCAAAAGAGGAGUUCGUGUUUCCUCCAUAGGAGUUAAGAAAGAAGAUGCAGCUGGAGGAAAGGAGAAAAUUCUCAGCCACAAAAUACCUGAACCUGUUCAGUCAGCGCCUGAAGAAGAAAGCCACAGAGAGAGCAAAGUCCCCAAAGAAAAGAUGGCUGAUGAGCAGGGAGACAUGGAUCUACAGAUCAGCCCAGAUAGGAAAACCUCCACUGACUUCUCUGAGGUCAUUAAGCAGGAGUUGGAAGACAAUGACAAAUACCAACAAUUCCGCCUGAGUGAGGAGACAGAAAAGGCACAGCUUCACUUAGACCAAGUACUCACUAGUCCUUUCAACACAACAUUUCCACUCGACUACAUGAAAGAUGAGUUCCUUCCGGCUCUGUCUUUACAAAGUGGUGCCUUAGAUGGCAGUUCUGAAAGCCUAAAGAAUGAGGGGGUAGCCGGCUCUCCGUGUGGCAGCCUGAUGGAGGGGACCCCUCAGAUUAGUUCAGAAGAAAGCUAUAAGCAUGAGGGCCUAGCAGAGACCCCUGAGACGAGCCCAGAAAGCCUUUCUUUCUCACCAAAGAAAAGUGAGGAGCAAACUGGGGAAACAAAGGAAAGCACCAAGAUAGAAACCACCACAGAAAUUCAUUCAGAAAAAGAGGAUCCCACAACCAAAGACAUUACUGGUGGCUCUGAAGAGCGAGGUGCCACAGUCACUGAGGACUCAGAGACCUCUACUGAGAGUUUUCAGAAAGAGGCCACUCUAGGCUCUCCCAAAGACACAAGCCCUAAAAGAGAAGAUGAUUGCACAGGCAGCUGUAGUGUAGCAUUAGCUAAAGAGACACCUGCAGGACUGACUGAGGAGGCAGCCUGUGAUGCAGGUCAACGUACCUUUGGUAGUUCAGCCCACAAGACACAAACUGAUAGUGAGGCUCAGGAAUCCACAGCCACCUCAGACGAGACAAAGGCCUUGCCGCUGCCUGAGGCUUCUGUAAAGACAGAUACAGGAACUGAAUCAAAGCCUCAGGGAGUCAUUAGAAGUCCCCAAGGGUUAGAACUUGCACUCCCUAGCCGAGAUAGCGAAGUCCUCAGUGCUGUGGCUGAUGACUCAUUAGCAGUGAGCCACAAAGACUCGCUGGAAGCCAGCCCUGUGCUAGAAGAUAACUCUUCACACAAAACCCCUGAUUCUCUGGAGCCAAGUCCUCUGAAAGAAUCCCCUUGCCGUGACUCUCUGGAAAGCAGCCCUGUUGAACCAAAGAUGAAGGCUGGAAUUUUUCCAAGUCACUUUCCUCUUCCUGCAGCUGUUGCCAAAACAGAACUCUUGAUGGAAGUGGCCUCUGUGCGGUCCCGGCUACUCCGAGACCCUGACGGCAGCGCUGAGGAUGACAGUCUUGAGCAGACAUCGCUCAUGGAGAGCUCAGGGAAAAGCCCCCUUUCUCCUGACACCCCCAGCUCUGAAGAAGUCAGCUAUGAGGUUACACCCAAAACCACAGAUGUAAGUACACCAAAACCAGCUGUGAUUCAUGAAUGUGCAGAGGAGGAUGAUUCAGAAAACGGGGAGAAAAAGAGGUUCACACCUGAAGAGGAGAUGUUUAAAAUGGUAACCAAAAUCAAAAUGUUUGAUGAACUUGAACAAGAAGCAAAGCAGAAAAGGGACUACAAAAAAGAACCCAAACUAGAAGAAUCUUCUUCAUCUUCUGACCCAGAUGCUGACUGUUCAGUAGACGUGGAUGAACUGAAACAUGCAGGCAGUGGAGAGAAUGAAAGUGCUGUCCCUGUGUUAGUAACUUCGGAAAGCAGGAAGGUGUCUUCCUCCUCAGAAAGUGAACCUGAGUUGGCACAGCUAAAAAAAGGUGCUGACUCAGGCCUUUUACCAGAACCAGUGAUUCGAGUACAACCUCCUUCUCCACUUCCAUCAAGCAUGGACUCCAAUUCCAGUCCAGAAGAAGUACAAUUCCAGCCUAUUGUUUCCAAACAAUAUACUUUCAAGAUGAAUGAAGAUACUCAGGAAGAGCCAGGUAAAUCAGAAGAAGAAAAAGAUUCUGAAUCCCAUUUAGCUGAAGACAGUCAUGCUGUUUCCACUGAGGCUGCAGACAGGUCUUAUGAUAAGCUAAACAGAGACACUGAUCAGCCAAAAAUCUGUGAUGGCCAUGGAUGUGAGGCCAUGAGUCCUAGCAGCUCAGCCGCUCCUGUCUCUUCAGGUCUACAGAGUCCAACUGGUGAUGAUGUUGAUGAACAGCCAGUCAUCUAUAAAGAAUCAUUAGCUCUCCAAGGCACUCAUGAAAAAGACACAGAAGGAGAAGAGCUUGAUGUUUCUAGAGCAGAAUCUCCACGAGCAGAUUGCCCCAGUGAAAGCUUUUCAUCUUCAUCCUCUUUGCUUCAUUGUUCAGUAUCUGAAGGAAAAGAAUUAGAUGAAGAUAUAUCUGCCACAUCUUCUAUUCAAAAAACAGAGGUCACAAAAACUGAUGAAACAUUUGAGAACUUACCAAAGGACUGCCCCUCUCAAGACUCAUCCAUUACUACUCAAACAGAUAGAUUUUCCAUGGAUGUUCCCGUGUCUGACCUAGCUGAGACUGAUGAAAUCUAUGAUCCCCAAAUCACUAGCCCUUAUGAAAAUGUCCCUUCCCAAUCUUUUUUCCCUAGUGAAGAAAGCAAAACCCAAACAGAUGCAAAUCACACCACAAGUUUUCACUCUUCUGAAGUGUAUUCUGUUACCGUCACAUCCCCUGUUGAAGACGUUGUAGUGGCAAGCUCCUCUAGUGGAACUAUUUUAAGCAAAGAAUCUAAUUUUGAGGGCCAGGACAUAAAAAUGGAAUCCCAACAGGAAAGUACCUCGUGGGAAAUGCAAUCAGACAGUGUCUCUUCGUCUUUCGAGCCUACUGUGUCCGCUACAACAGCAGUUGUUGGUGAACAAAUAAGCAAAGUCAUCAUCACAAAAACUGAUGUGGAUUCUGAUUCUUGGAGUGAAAUUCGGGAAGACGAUGAGGCCUUUGAGGCUCGUGUGAAACAGGAAGAGCAAAAGAUAUUUGGUUUGAUGGUAGACAGACAAUCACAGGGUACCACCCCUGACACCACUCCUGCUAGGACCCCAACUGAAGAGGGGACCCCAACAAGUGAGCAAAACCCAUUUCUGUUUCAGGAAGGAAAAUUGUUUGAAAUGACCCGAAGUGGUGCCAUUGAUAUGACCAAAAGGUCCUAUGCAGAUGAAAGUUUUCACUUUUUCCAAAUUGGUCAGGAAUCCAGGGAAGAGACUCUCUCUGAAGAUGUGAAAGAAGGGGCUACUGGGGCUGAGCCCCUACCACUGGAGACAUCAGCUGAAUCACUAGCACUUUCAGAAUCAAAAGAAACAGUGGAUGAUGAGGCAGAGUUACUUCCAGAUGACAUGAGUGAGGAAGUAGAGGAAAUACCUGCGUCGGAUGCUCAACUUAACUCCCAAAUGGGGAUUUCAGCCUCCACUGAAGCACCUACAAAAGAGGCUGUUAGUGUAGGGACCAAGGACCUCCCCACCGUGCAAACAGGUGAUAUAUCUCCUCUGUCUGGUGUAAAGCAGAUAUCCUGCCCCGACUCCUCUGAACCAGCUGUACAAGUCCAGUUAGAUUUUUCCACACUCACCAGGUCUGUUUAUUCAGAUAGGGGUGAUGAUUCUCCCGAUUCUUCCCCAGAAGAACAGAAAUCAGUAAUCGAGAUUCCUACUGCACCCAUGGAGAAUGUGCCUUCUACUGAAAGCAAAUCCAAAAUUCCUGUAAGGACUAUGCCCAUUUCCACCCCAGCACCUCCAUCUGCAGAGUAUGAGAGUUCACUUUCUGAAGAUUUUCUGUCCAGUGUAGAUGAGGAAAAUAAGGAGGAUGAAGCAAAACCAAAGUCCAAACUCCCUGUCAAAGUACCCCUCCACAGAGUUGAACAGCAGCUCUCAGAUCUAGACACCUCUGUCCAGAAGACAGUGGCUCCUCAGGGACAGGACAUGACAAGCAUUGCACCAGAUAAUAGAAGCAAAUCUGAAUCUGACGCUAGUUCUUUGGACUCAAAGACCAAAUGCCCAGUAAAAACCAGAAGUUACACUGACACAGAAACAGAGAGCAGAGAGAGGGCAGAGGAACUUGAAUUAGAAUCAGAAGAAGGGGCCACAAGACCAAAGAUACUUACAUCCCGAUUGCCAGUUAAGAGCAGAAGCACUACAUCUUCCUGCAGGGUGGGCACGAGCCCCACAAAAGAAAGUAAGGAGCAUUUCUUUGACCUUUACAGAAAUUCCAUAGAAUUCUUUGAGGAGAUUAGUGAUGAGGCUUCCAAGUUAGUGGAUAGGCUGACACAGUCAGAGAGGGAGCAGGAGAUAGUUUCAGACGAUGAAAGUAGUAGUGCCCUGGAAGUAUCAGUAAUUGAAAAUCUGCCACCUGUUGAGACCGAGCACUCAGUUCCUGAGGACAUCUUUGACACAAGGCCCAUUUGGGAUGAGUCUAUUGAGACUCUGAUUGAACGCAUCCCUGAUGAAAAUGGCCAUGACCAUGCUGAAGAUCCACAGGAUGAGCAGGAACGGAUCGAGGAAAGGCUGGCUUAUAUUGCUGAUCACCUUGGCUUCAGCUGGACAGAAUUAGCAAGAGAACUGGAUUUCACUGAGGAGCAAAUUCAUCAAAUUCGAAUUGAAAAUCCCAACUCUCUUCAAGACCAGAGUCAUGCACUGUUGAAGUACUGGCUAGAGAGGGAUGGGAAACAUGCUACAGAUACCAACCUCGUUGAAUGUCUCACCAAGAUCAACCGAAUGGAUAUUGUUCAUCUCAUGGAGACCAACACAGAACCUCUCCAGGAGCGCAUCAGUCAUAGUUAUGCAGAAAUUGAACAAACCAUUACACUGGAUCAUAGUGAAGGGUUCUCAGUACUUCAAGAGGAGUUAUGCACUGCACAGCACAAGCAGAAAAAGGAGCAAGCUGUUUCUAAAGAAAGCGAGACCUGCGAUCACCCUCCUAUCGUCUCAGAGGAAGACAUUUCUGUUGGUUAUUCCACUUUUCAGGAUGGCAUCCCCAAAACUGAGGGGGACAGCUCAGCAACAGCACUCUUUCCCCAAACUCACAAGGAGCAAGUUCAACAGGAUUUCUCAGGGAAAAUGCAAGACCUGCCUGAAGAGUCAUCUCUGGAAUAUCAGCAGGCAUAUUUUGUGACAACUCCAGGAACAGAAGCGUCAGAGACUCAGAAGCCUACGAUAGUACCCAGCUCUCCCAGCAAGACACCUGAGGAAGUUAGCACCCCUCCAGAGGAGGAGAGGCUGUACCUCCAGACCCCAACAUCCAGCGAGCAGGGAGGCUCUCCCAUCAUACAAGAACCCGAAGAGACCUCAGAGCACAGAGAGGAGAGCUCUCCGCGGAAAACCAGCCUCGUAAUAGUGGAGUCUGCCGAUCACCAGCCAGAGACCUGUGAAAGACUCGAUGAAGAUGCAGCUUUUGAAAAGGAGCUAACAGAGGAAUUAGGGGAGCUGGAGGCCAGCUCAGAUGAGGAGGCGAUGGUAACUACCAGGGUUGUCCGCCGGCGAGUGAUUAUUCAGGGAGACGAUAUGCCUGAAAUACCCCCAGAAACAGUCACAGAAGAAGAAUACAUUGAUGAGCACGGACACACUGUGGUAAAGAAGGUUACUAGGAAAAUCAUUAGGCGGUAUGUAUCCUCUGAAGGCACAGAGAAAGAAGAGAUUAUGGUGCAGGGAAUGCCACAGGAACCUGUCAGCAUCGAGGAAGGGGAUGGCUAUUCCAAAGUUAUAAAGCGUGUUGUAUUGAAGAGUGACACCGAGCAGUCAGAGGUCACUUUGUGUGAGCCCAGCAUUUUGUCCAGUGCCUCACAAUUUCAGGCUGAGCCAGUGGAAGGCCGUAGAGUCAGCAAAGUUGUUAAAACAACUGUGGUAUAUGGAGAGAGGAUGGAGAAACAUCUGGGGGAUUCUAGUUUAGCCACUGAUCUUCCUUCAGCCAAAGAUGACUUUGAAGAGGACAACAAUGAGUAAAGCCAUCACACAGAAGAGGGCUGUGGUGAAGGACCAGCAUGGAAAACGCAUUGACUUGGAGCACCUGGAGGAUGUACCAGAAGCACUAGACCAGGACGACCUCCAGCGCGAUCUCCAGCAGCUCCUUCGGCAUUUCUGCAAGGAGGACUUGAAGCAAGAGGCCAAGUGAGGGGCUGCCCAUUUCUCACACCAGAAACCACACAUUCACUCAAUAUGCAGCUUCCUGUUUCAGUAGAGGAGUGACCUAACUGGCCUAAUUAAUGGGAUACCCCGAUAUUUCCACUGUUAGCAAAUAUACGGCAUUUUGUUUUAGUUUUCCCCCAUCCUCUUUAACUAUAAAGCUAAUUUGUGACCAAAGAUGGCAUCCUUCAUACUGGAUGCUGUAUCCCAUACUUUGUUGUGUCUGUGCUAACCUGGGAACUGGCCACCUCCAUUGUUCUUUGCUUCUGCACAAGAUCCAUGAAAAUCCAUUGAUCAGAAGAACUUCACCUGCAGACCUCUUCAAGUGACACUAUAUAGGAAUCCUUCCAAGGAAUAUCUAUGUACAAUGUAUAUAGCUGAAAUGCUCAGAUGAACAACAUGUUAAAAUUAAAACCACUGCCUAUUGUAACUACACUGGGCAUCAGAAUAAAAGGCCUCUAGAAAUUGCUGAACAAUGGUUAAGAUAUUGCUAACACAAUCGAGUGAUAAUACAGUUUUACUGCAAAAGAAGCACUUCAAACCUAUUAUGUCCUUAGAACUUCCAGAGUAGCCACUGCUCCCAGUUAAAGGUGGGUCAAUAGCCUUGCAGAACUGUCCUGAGAAGUUGUUGCUGGUGCUGGCCAGCCAUGGCUUAGGACUCUCCAACAGCCACUCUGAGGGAGGGGAGAAGGGAGCAGAGGCCACGCAGAAUGAAACGAUGGGGUAUUCAGUUGCUAGCAGCUACAUUGUGUGGCAUUCUAGCAUCUUCAGGUCCUUAGAUUUUGGACAAGUUGGCAGGGUAUUUUAAAAGCUAUAACUACUGUAGUUUUCCAGUUUUCAUUGCUGCUUUAGCAAACCAUGCUGUCUUACGGUGGUACUUCCUUCUGGCCACUGCACUGUAGAUAAUUCAUUGGAAACAAGAUUUACCCACUACAUAAAAGGUUAAACUCCUUCAGUAUGUUGGAGUGGUUUCUUUUUUUUUCUUUUUUUUUUUUUCAGGUUUAUAUCUUCUCUAAUACCUGCAUGUGGCGUUUAAAAAUCAAGACCACGGUCAAACCCCUCUUCUAAUCACAUUAAUUGUUUCCAUUCUUUUUACCCUGAGUGAGCACUUUUCACUUUCCAGCUAGGUCUGUUUUUCAGCUUGCAGACAAGAUUGAGAAAUCCUUGAAAAUUUGGUUUUGGUUAAAAUUUUUGGUUUAUUUAUUUGAAAUCAACACUCCCUUGGAAACUCUUAAGUGCAUUUGUGCACUUCUGUUUGUUUGUCUCAAAGAAGGGACUGUAACAAUCUGAGUAAUUUCCAUGUCCUCUUCCUUAUUCCUCUAGUGGUUGAAGCUGUGUAGCAUUUUAACAUAUAUAUAUUCACAAAUAUAUUCAUAUAAACAGUAUACAUUUUGAAUCAGUCAUUUGUUAAAGAAAAGUAUAUUCAAUGAAGAUGAAAUUUAAAUAAAAAAGGACAGAGUCUAUCCUCCAGGGAUUGAACAUUUUCCAAUUAUCUGGUCUUUUCCUGUUGUGCAAAAAUGACUCAUUGCUCCGAAUGUCAAAAACAAAUGCGACAAACAAUGGCACUUCAUCAUUUAAAGUAAUGUUGCCAAGAGAAAAAAUUUCCUGGGAGGGAGGUUUCCCACAAGCCAAAUCUCCUAAGCCUCAAAUGCUAGCACUUUUUGGCAGUUGGAUAGGAAAUGAAACAUUCUUUGGCAGCCAGAAUAAGAGAGGCCGAUGGUGAAACUUUUUGAGACACCCUAUGGCCUUCUUGUCAAAACCUUCACUGGAGCUCAAGAAAAGCAUUUCUGUUGUGUUAUUUGCAGUGCAGAUGAUGUCUGUGUAACAACAUAAUGGUUAUUCACCUUUUUUUGAUUUUGAUUUUUGCUGUGUUAUCAAAAACUUGAAUACUGUGAGAAGAAGUGAAUUUUCAGUUGACGAAUCAGCAUCUUGUUCCCAUGGUGAUAACACUAAUUGAAUAUAUCUAUGAGGGCAUGUAUUAGUUAAUGGAAAAAAAAAUACAACACUAACAAUACAUAGCUGCAAUGUGUACAAUGGCUGAUUUAAUUAAAUAAAAUGUACAAGUGUUAAAUGUGG
Molecule: messenger RNA, 15617 nt
Organism: Nomascus leucogenys (northern white-cheeked gibbon)
Lineage: Eukaryota; Metazoa; Chordata; Mammalia; Primates; Hylobatidae
Gene: ANK2
Product: ankyrin 2
Exons: 50
Coding region: 1164-13361 (4065 amino acids)
Biological process (GO): signal transduction; regulation of cardiac muscle contraction; protein localization to T-tubule
Cellular component (GO): T-tubule
Molecular function (GO): protein binding
Source: RefSeq, a predicted model, not a curated record